Heterostelium album PN500 is the source of this 1152-nucleotide messenger RNA. RefSeq names its product AAA ATPase domain-containing protein (gene xrcc2). Gene Ontology annotation, biological process: double-strand break repair via homologous recombination; DNA strand invasion. Gene Ontology annotation, molecular function: four-way junction DNA binding. Bases 1 to 1152 code for a protein of 383 amino acids. Lineage: Eukaryota; Evosea; Eumycetozoa; Acytosteliales; Acytosteliaceae. Gene Ontology annotation, cellular component: centrosome; Rad51B-Rad51C-Rad51D-XRCC2 complex; replication fork. The transcript has a single exon. The record is from RefSeq and is a predicted model, not a curated record.
AUGGAUAUAAAUAGUUUUGACGACACAGCUUAUCAGGUAUUUUAUAAAAGAAUUACUAAACCUAAUUUAAAGUUGGGUGUUGAUCAAGUUGAUACUUUUAUUGAAAACAACCCUUUAAUCGUAAUCAAUCAAACUUUACAACAACAACAACAGCAACAAACAUUUAAUAAACUAAAUAUUAAUAAUAAUUUUAAUAACAAUAAUAGUAAUAAUAGUAAUAAUAGUAAUAAUAAUAUAAUAUAUAAAAGAGGUGGUGUAAUUGAAAUUAAUGGUAGUAGUGGAACUGGUAAAUCAGAGUGUGCACUUCACAUUGUAGUACAAUCUAUACUUCCAAACAAUUGGCCAAUCUAUGAGAGUAAUAGUAACUCAAGUGAAUUGGUAUUUGGUGGCAAUGAAAUAGGUGUUGUUUACUUUGAUAAUGAUUACAAGUUUGACCUUGAAAGACUACGUAGUAUCAUUCUUUUGAAGUUCAAUCAUUGUCUAACAAACAAACAACAUCAAAUAGCAGAGAAGAUCAAAUUACAAAAAGAUAAAGAUUCAUCGUCAACACCCGAUGAAUUAUUCAUUCAACAAUUAGAUAUCAAUGAUAGUUCAUCAUCGUCAUCAGCCUGUUAUAUAUUAUUUGAAAAGCUAUUCAACGAAUGUCUGUCAAGAUUAUAUAUAUACAAAUGUAAAGAUAGUGUACAGUUUAUAUCGACGUUGAAUGCUCUACCUCAUCUGAUAAAAUCGGUUGGCAAAGAAGUUAGAGACGGUUCGGCAAAGCGUGAAAUCCAGCUAGUAGUAAUCGAUAGUGUUUCUUCAUUCUACUGGCUCGACAAACAAGGUGAAUCGCUGGGUAGUCGACUCGGUCAGUUGGUCGGUCUCGAUCUAUUCCACCAGAUCAUUAGCCAAUACCAACUUACAGUAAUAGGUAUUAAACAAUCGAUAUUUAAAGAAGGUACAAAUACAACACCCAACUUUAACAACAAUAACAAUCAUCAAAUUACCAAACCACCUUUACCUAAAAACGAUUUUCUCGGACCACAAUGGAGUAGACUUGUCAAGUACAGAAUCAAAUUGGAAACUAAAUACAAUAUCGAUAAUAUAUUUAACAUUGAUAACAGACCACAAAUAGAAUUCAAAUCUCAAUCAUUAUCAAUUUCAAGGAUAUAA